UGUGAUUCAUGAUGUAUUUUUAGUUAGGAAGUGAAGUGAUCUGUUUAGUGUCUGCAACAUGUUGAUAAUGAUAUGAGCCUUCAUACUUGACAAAAUGACGUCAAUGUUCAAACAGGAAAUAUGUAAAUUUGACCUUUUUCGGGGAACCACACUAAUGUUAAUCCGCAGCCAUUAACCUUUUCCCGUGUCUCUGCACUCCACCCAAAGCAUUAGUCAGUUAUUAAAGAGAGAUUAUAAUGCCGAUUUGCACAGAAAUUGAAAAUAAAAUAAUCUUCAAAACAAAUGUUUCCACUGCCUCUUUGAAACAGCUGUCUCACUUUUAUUCAAUUGAGGUAUUUUGAAAUAUUUAAUCCCAUAAUUUGCAUAUACAACAUAGAAAUACCAAUUAAACUGAUAUAAUAAUGAGACAGGAAACGAACUUUCAUGCUCGACCAAUUACACUCUUUUAAAAUGUAUAUCUUAUGCAACGUCAUGUCAUUGUCAGGUUGUUCCAUAGUUAAAUCAUGGAGCUAUGGUUAAAUCAUGCUUAUGAAUGAUUUCCUCAGUGGAAAUUAUAAAAGUGCACCCCUGCCCUGAAGCUGUGAUGAUGAUGGAAUUUUGUUAAUAAACAGAUAAAUUUUCCAUGUGGCAAAGGGCCCCACAGGAAAUGCAGGAAAAGGCCUUGACGUCUAUACAUGGAGAAAUAAUGGUCUAUACAUGCGUGCCUAGUACAAAGAAUCUAAAAACUUCCCCAUGUCAGUAGUAGUACAGUCACGAACCUCAUUUAAAUAUUCAGCAAGCUAUGAUUCAUGCUAUGAAUGGAAUGAGUAAUGUCAUCCUCAGUCACCCAAUGGGCAGACAACAGAGUGCCGGACAGCAGGUCUUCUCAUGAAUAUUCAGUGUUGUGCUGGCCAAUGGCGGGAGGCCAGCAUUGUGCAAUUGAUCACUCGCCCGGGGAGUGAUCAGGGUGCAAUGUGCAAAUUGUAUUGGCAAGUAAUUUACUAUCACUCUGGUUUGUUUAUUUUUGUGUGUGAUGGAAGGAUAACAAAGUUUGCUUAACUCUUCAAAGAGUUCAUGCUGCAAGAUUGUGAAACUCAUCACCGCAAGAGGCAACGAACCCAGAGCUCCACCAUGGAGCGGUCGGACUACGACGCAGUGCAGACCCUUCUCCUGAUGAGACACUGCCCGCCUGCUGCCAAGACGGACACUGCCUCCCUGCCUCCUUCUACUAACAGCGUCCCCCCGGAUCAUGCUCCCCUCUCCCCAGCUUCUUCUCUUGAUGAACCUGCGGAGGUCACCGAGAUGGAGUACACAUUACCACACAGAAAAACAAUUGGCCAUAUCGAAACGCCUCCUCUGACACCACCACCAGGGCAGGCCCUCACCAGAUUCCACAUCCCAGUCAUGACGGGAUUGGCCACCAGAGUGACCCCAGUGUUCCCGACCAGUCACACGGCCCCUUCCUCCAUCCCCAACAGCCCGUUUCUGAUGACGCACCGCCUGGACAGCUGCAGUGUGGUCAACGCAACGCCCAGCGUCAUGUCCAGCCAGGAGAGGCCUAGCAUGUGGGUAAAAGAUGUCACCCUGGCCCAAACCCCAAACCCUGUCGCCCAAUCCCAAACCCCUGUCGCCCAAAUCCCAACCUCCGUCACCGGAACCAGUGCGGCGAACAAUCGGGUGACUCUGACCCUGCCACCGCCUUGCACACAGAGUGUCGCCCAGCCGGUCAGUCAGUCGGCGAGAAUUCUCCCCACGAACACUGUCAGCGCAGUGCCUGGUAACAUCUUUAAAAUCCCUGUGAUGAACCCGGGAAGCGUGUGCCGAUUUGUACCUGCUGUUGCCUCAGUUUCAAGUGCAAUCUCUUCCAUAGCUCCCUCUGUGGUCGCGCCGACACCUGCAGUGUUGAACAGUAACGUCUCGACAGUCGCAGUGUCUACGGUCCCAGCACCUUCAAAAGUGGACAGUCCCAAGCCCGUGCCAAGCUCUACCCAGUACAAACUCAUUGUGAUGGCCGUGCCAGCAGACAUGAUGCAGGCCGUCGGUACCGUGUCCAGGGGUGACCAGAUUGUGACUGCCGGGACCAAGUACUGCCCUCUUGCCCCCGCACCGGUGUCAAACACAAACUCUGUUAAUGCCAACAAGGCCAGCAUGCAGCCUGCAGUAAUGGAAUUCUUGAGGCGGCGGAACCAUGUGUGUACGCACGAGAACUGUGGGAAGACAUACUUCAAGAGCUCACACUUGAAAGCACACCUCAGGACGCAUACAGGUGAGAAACCAUUCGUCUGCUCGUGGGAAAACUGCGACAAGCGCUUUGCGCGCUCGGACGAGCUCUCCCGCCACAAGCGCACCCACACCGGGGAGAAGAAGUUCACCUGCCCGAUGUGCGAUCGCCGCUUCAUGCGCAGCGAUCACCUGACCAAGCACGCCCGGCGACACAUGUCGGCCAAGAAGAUCCCCAACUGGCAGCUUGAGGUGACCAAGUUGACGGACAUGGCGUCGAAUGAGAAACAGACUGGUGUGGUACAGGGCGUCAUCCUGAACGCUGUGCAGUAAAGCCAGCUGAACAUCAGCGGUUUUGAGACCUGGCAAGCAGAAUGUUUGAAAAGCUUCUUUUUCUUGAUAUUUAUUAAAACACAUGUAUAACUUUUCAAUGCUGUUUUGUAUACUUACUGUUUAUGUAAUAUAUAUGACGUGGUAUAUCAAAAUCCAAGCAGAAUUUGGCAGAGCUAAGUAUGGAGAAACAGUUGCAAAAUGAAAAGGGGGGGGGGAUUUUCAGCAAACUAAAGGCUAGUUUCUAUGCUUCUGUAUGCCCAUUUCUUAACUUAGUUAAUAUUGUCGUCUUAUGAUGACGCCUUUUCUGGAUAACUUUUUAUCACUCAAGUCAAACUUUAAAGGCCUAUUUCUCAUUUUGGUCAUUUCAGACAGUCUUUUUUCAAAAUUUAAUAACUUCGCUUUGGAAUAUCCAAUAAAAAAAAAUUGGGUUUUUAAAGAACAUGGUCUAUGUUUUACUAUUAUUGCAAUAACUCAAAAAUGUAAUUCUUGCCCGAAUGUGCCUGAUUUUGUCAUACCAUGUCACACAAGUUAUAUGCUGCAAGUUCAUUUUUUUUCAAGACUCUACAUUACCUUUGUUUUAAUAUUGUCGUUACAAGUGCAAAACCUGCAGGUUAUAUAAGUAACAUUUACAAGAAGUUGAACUGAUUUAGAAGACCACCUGUCAGCAUCCUGGACUCGUACAUCAAAGAGUUUCUUGAAAGUUUCUCUUUAAAUUGUAAGACUGAUAUUGGGGUCAGUUUCAGGGCACUCCUUCAGAUUUUGAUGUGUGUAGUACAAAUACCUGUACUUUGUGAUAUGAUUCUCGUAUAUGACGAAAAUUCGUCCCACACAUUUACUGGCAUGUGCAUUGAUAGAGCAAACUUGUUUACGUCAAAUGGGGACAAAUUUGUACAAAUUGUGUUGAUCAGCUCAUAUCUGCUGAAUCAUAAAAAGAAAAAAAACAUUGAAUAGUUGCGAAACACAUUUACCGUACAAUGUAUGCAUUACUCAGAAAUGUUUUUGUUAUCACAUUUUUCUUACAUAUUGACAUACAUCGAAUUUACAUUUUUUUUAUGGACUUUUUGUACAUUCAACAGCUCCUUGUGAGAUUUACAACUUGGAUGUCAGUAAUUUCCUCUUAAUUAAAUGGGAAUUGGAACUUUAAUACAAGUCGUUAAAUACUUUGUGUAUGGGCUCUGGAAUAAGAAAUGCAUGGGCUCUGGAAUAAGAAAUGCAUGUACAUUGCUCUUAUGUGAAAUGCUACAGAUACCAUUUGGUAUAUUUGAUACUUGUAUAUCACAUCUUUAUAACUGGGCAUUUUCCAAAUGCGAAAAUUGAUUCUGGUUUUAAGAACAAUCUACUGUUUGGUAUAAAUGGUAUUUUCACCAUGGAUUCACUUCAAGUCAGAGCUGAAAUGUGAUCAGAUCUCACGUACAAAAUAUGUCUGUGAUACGAUAGUCAACGCUGGUAGAGUUUUCGGACCUAACGUUGUUAAAUAUAAAGUGAAAUGAAUUAUUUGGUGGAAGUUUUAUCCUUGCAAUUUACAACCAGUUGCAUUGUGGACCUAUUCCAAAGAAUUUCAAAUAAUUACAAGUGUUCUUGAUGUACAUGUACUUAAAAAAUCGAAGGGAAAAAGAGAUGAAUGAAAUAGUUUUGAGACUUAAUUUUUUUGAGAUCUGGUCACAUGUCAAGCACACUAAAUUUAAGUAACUUUUUGCAGAAACUCACUCAAGUUGAGAAUGGUUUGAAAAAGUGGGCGAAGGACUUCGUCAAGACAAGAUUUAGAAAUCGUCAAUUCUUGUGGCCUUUACUUUGAUAUAAAAUUAUUUUGUGUAAUGUUUAUAAUACAUGUACAAAAGAAAUAAAUAUCUCAGGGACAAAAAUGCGAAAGGCGAGGAAAGUUUAAAAAAGUAUAUGUUGUGAAGAUGAAAUAUCUUUCAUCAGUCGGCAACGUUGCAAAAGGAAUCACUUUUGUCAACUUUCAGAACAUGGUCCUUCUGUAACUGUGUAAUGCCGCAACUUACAAAAUUUGUGCAUAUUAUCAAACCGUUUGAUAAAGGUAGACAAAACGUUCAUUAAGCUAUAAGAAUGAUAAGAAAUUAACAUCGAUAAUUGGGGAAAAUGAAUAUUAAUAAGAUAAAGUUUAUGGUAGCACCAUGUAACAAAUCUUUGUUGUGAGUUAAUGAGGUUGUGAAAAGAAAAAAAGAGUUGUUCCGUAAAAGGACCGUGCCAAAGAUUGUUAUAAUUAAAAAUAAUUGGUUGUUUGAAAGGGAGCCUUUUAAAAUCUCCAAAGAGGAAUUUUUGAAUGAGUAUUUAAGUAUGCCUUUAAGAUGCUGCAGCAUAUCGAAGCGGACGUGUUUUUCUUCAUGAAGAGGAAAAGUGAAAGUGCAAUGCAUUGUAUAGUUUGAAAAGUGUCACAUUAAGUUAAAGGAUGGUUAUUCAACAUUUGUGUAAAAUGUAUAUAUCCAUGUAAAGGGUUUUUGUAUAAUUUGUAGGUUGAUGAGAAUGUAGUCAUGUUAUUUACUAUUUUAAUCAUUUGUACAACUUACAGAGUAAGAAAAUUAAUUGAAAUUGUGGGGAAACAAUUGUCAAGUAUAUAUACAUGUGCUUGUCAACUUCAUGUCACUGUGGAUACGAUUAAAAAAAAUUACAUCCACGUUA
Molecule: messenger RNA, 5172 nt
Organism: Patiria miniata (bat star)
Lineage: Eukaryota; Metazoa; Echinodermata; Asteroidea; Valvatida; Asterinidae
Product: Krueppel-like factor 10
Exons: 4
Coding region: 1054-2532 (492 amino acids)
Biological process (GO): regulation of transcription by RNA polymerase II
Molecular function (GO): DNA-binding transcription factor activity, RNA polymerase II-specific; RNA polymerase II cis-regulatory region sequence-specific DNA binding
Source: RefSeq, a predicted model, not a curated record